UGCGCGCAUUACCUCUCAAAACAUAUAUCAACAUGCUCCAUUGUAAGCAUAAGUUAAUUGCUUAAACUUUCCUAUCUCCAGAACAAUGGUGUCCAUAUUUCAUCUUCCACUCUUCCUUCUAAUUGUAAUGUUAAUUGUGAUAUUGAUAUAUGUUACUUUUAAUAGGAUUUCAUAUGCUACAAAGACACACAAAAACAAACCACCAACUCCGCAAAAGCUUCCAAUUAUUGGAAACCUACACCAAAUAAGCUCAAACCCUCACCGCUCUCUCAAAACACUAACUCAAAACUACGGUCCACUUGUUCUUAUUCAUCUAGGCAGUGUACCCGUGCUGGUAGCCUCUUCGGCUGAAUCAGCCCGUGAAAUCUUAAAAACCCAUGACUUAAUAUUUUCUAGCAGGCCCAAGUUAAAGAUCCCAGAUACACUUACUUAUGGAUCUAAAGACAUAGCAUUUUCGCCAUAUGGGGACUAUUGGAGACAGGUUAGAAGCAUUGCAGUACUUCAUCUGUUAAAUAGUAAACGAGUUCUGUUAUUUCGACAUGUUAGAGAGGAGGAGACUCGUGUUAUGAUUAAUACAAUUGGUGAAAGUUGUGGAUCUGUAGUUAAUUUAGGUGAGUUGCUAAUAUCACUUACGAAUAACAUAGUUUGCAGGGUGGCACUAGGAAGGAAAUAUGAGGGGACAAAAUUUAAUGAUUUAUUGGUAAGGUUUACGUAUCUGCUUGGUUGUUUCUCUGUUGGGAAUUACAUACCGUGGUUGUCAUGGGUGGAUCGAUUGAGUGGUUUAGAGGCAAAAACGAAAAAACUUUUCGACGAAUUUGAUGAAUUUCUAGAGGAUGUUCUUGAAGAGCAUGUAAACCAGAAAAAAAUGGUGGCUGGUGGUGAAAAGCAAGGCCAAGAUUUAUUUGACAUAUUACUGGAGGUUCAAAGAGAAAGCACAACAAACUUUAUACUUAAUAGAGACAUCAUGAAAGCUGCCAUCAUGGACUUAUUUGCAGCUGGAACGGAUACUACAGCCACAUCCAUUGAAUGGGCAAUGAGUGAGCUAAUAAGACACCCAAGAGUAAUGAAAAAGUUGCAGCAAGAGGUCAAAGAAAUAGGUCAUGGAAAAUCCAUGAUCAACGAAGAUGAUUUGGAUCAAAUGAAGUACUUGCAAGCCGUCCUCAAAGAGACACUACGAUUAUAUACUCCACUUCCGCUACUCAUUUCUCAUCAAUCAACACAAGAUGUCAAACUAAUGGGUUAUGAUAUUGCAGAAGGAACUCAAGUAAUCAUUAAUGCUUGGGCAAUAGGAAGAGAUCCUUAUGUAUGGGAAGAAGCAGAUAAGUUUAGGCCCGAGAGGUUUUUAAACAGUUCUUAUGACUAUAAAGGGAUUAACUUCGAAUUUAUUCCAUUUGGUGCUGGACGAAGAGGGUGUCCAGGUAUUCAGUUUGCCACUAUUGUUAGUGAGCUCGUGUUAGCAAAUUUGGUAUACAAAUAUGAUUUCUCAUUGCGAGAUGAGGCGCGUGGGGAAGAGCUUGAUAUGAGUGAGAUCACUGGCCUUACACUCCGUAGGAAGUCCCUUUUACAAGUUGUGGCGACUCCUUGUUUCUAGAUGCAAAUUGUUAACAAUAUAUACCUAUUAAAUUUUUAUCAAUGCUACUGUUCUUGGUGAAGAUUCCGUAA
Molecule: messenger RNA, 1662 nt
Organism: Erigeron canadensis
Lineage: Eukaryota; Viridiplantae; Streptophyta; Magnoliopsida; Asterales; Asteraceae
Product: cytochrome P450 Tp4149-like
Exons: 2
Coding region: 86-1591 (501 amino acids)
Molecular function (GO): oxidoreductase activity, acting on paired donors, with incorporation or reduction of molecular oxygen; iron ion binding; monooxygenase activity
Source: RefSeq, a predicted model, not a curated record